Messenger RNA from Huiozyma naganishii CBS 8797, 1602 nucleotides. RefSeq lists its product as uncharacterized. The record is from RefSeq and is a predicted model, not a curated record. The coding region runs from base 1 to 1602 and encodes 533 amino acids. Gene Ontology annotation, biological process: lipid metabolic process. The transcript has a single exon. NCBI's taxonomy places the organism in Eukaryota, Fungi, Ascomycota, Saccharomycetes, Saccharomycetales, Saccharomycetaceae.
AUGCUAUUAGAUGUGCUGCAGCAGUUCACCUCUGCGCUGAUACUGUACGUGUUCCUUUCGGUGCUUUUUGUGCUGUCGCUUUGGAACAACUACAUCACGGUCCACUUCAAGCAGAAGAGUGACCCGAGGGAUAAACGGAGCGCCAGUAAGAAGUACCCUAAGGAAACCACCGGUGCCAAGAAGACAAGAAGGUACUCUAGAGUCUCCAUUUCUUCCACCACUCCGCUAGAUAUCGAGAGUGACGAUGAGAAUAAUAUCGAGUACGAUCAUACUAUAACCUUGUGCGAUCACCCUGGCCACCAGUUCAGAUACGACAACAACCGUGGCAUUGAUGACCGUGUCACUGCAAACCCAUUUGAAGACAUUUUGAACAUGGAGGACUCGAGACUGGUCCCCGACCUGAAGUACUACUACAAACAGUACAACAUUGACAUUGAGGAAUUCGAAGUCGAGACUGACGAUGGAUUCAUCAUCGAUCUUUGGCAUCUAAUACCGAGAGACAAUUUUAAUGGUUCACCAUCAAACAAGUACCCUGUGUUGAUGUUGCAUGGCCUUUUACAAAGCAGUGGUAGUUUUGCAUCGUGUGGGAGGAAAUCGCUCGCGUACUACUUUCUCGCAAACGGGUUUGACGUCUGGCUCGGCAAUAACAGGUGUGGGUUCCAUCCAAAAUGGAAUUUGAACAAAGUGCAAAGGAAGCAGAAGUGGGAUUGGGACAUGACCGAGAUGGUACAGUUUGAUUUGAAGGCUCUGGUCACAGAAGUGCUGUCCAGGAACACGCGGUUUGAGAAGCUGACAUUGAUGGCACACUCACAAGGUACUACGCAGAGUUUCAUGGGGCUGAUCAACGGCCCCAAAUUUUAUAAAGAUGAUAAGGAUGGGUUCAACUUGGUUGAUAAUUUGGAUAAUUUUGUUGCACUGGCACCAGCGGUGUAUCCUGGUCCACUCCUAGAUGAAAAGCAUUUUGUCAAGUUCAUGGCCCACGGGAUCGACCACCAGUGGGUCUUUGGCAAGAGGUCAUUUAUGCCGCUUAUGAUGAAAAUGAGAUCCCUCAUGGCCGGUACCAAACCGUUCUCUUUCCUAUCGUACGUGAUGUUCAACUACAUGUUCGAUUGGAAUGACUCUCUAUGGGAUAAACCGUUAAGAGACCGCAAUUUUUUGUUUUCGCCUGUCCACAUCAGUGUAAAAUUGAUGAAGUGGUGGCUCUCGCCAGACCCUGCGAAAAACAGUUUCAAACACGGUGCGGACAGAAUGUUCCCACCAAACAAAUCGUGGUUCCCAGUCGCAGAUGCAAGCACGCCAGUCGAACAAUCAGAUAUACACCUCAACGAAACAAGAUCCACUGCUAACGAGUUCCCUCAGCUUCUCGUUUUCAUCCCAAGACAGGACAGACUCGUAAAUGGGGAGAAACUGGUCGACCACUUCACACACCACGAGGACAACUCCGUCUACAAGAUAUGGUACAUUGACGAGUACUCGCAUUUGGACGUGCUGUGGGCCCACGACGUCAUAGACCGGAUCGGGCAACAAGUCAUUACUCACAUGAGAAAUCCUGCUGCGACCACGAAGGAGGUGAAGACGGAGACCACAGAGCAAUCCGACUGA